AUGGUGGUCGACGUAGAUGCCGCUAGGGCGAAAAUUCCCGCCGACCCGACCAUCCCCCUACCGCCAGGGACGAAAGGGGCUCCCGAACCCGAGCCGGACCGGUACUCGCCGCGUUUGGACACGGAGCAGCCGCCGCCAAUUGGACCAUUUCCAGAAAACGACUACAUGUAUCUGACCGUAGAGGACUUGUUGGCAGCCGACGAGAAAGAUGACGCCUUCCUGCAAAACAUUCAGCGCGACGAUUUUGCGGAAGCCGCCUUCGACAUCAACAAAGAGCUCGCCAAGAAGAACAGAUUGCUGAGGAUGAUGUGGGGUUUCCGACAUCUGGACACGCUGGAGGCGAGAACGACCCGGAUUCAGUACCUGCGGGCGCUGCUCGACUUCAGGAGAUGGUGCUGCGCGAACCUUCCAAGACAGCAAACCGCCAGAGUCAAGGGGGACGGCGUGCUAGAACACGAGAACGAGAUAGGGAGGUACAUCGACGAAGACAUGGGUGAUCAGUGGCACACCGCCAAGGGCGACCUACAAUGGAUGCACGGUCCCCGCGUCAACGCCACGCGGAUCAGGGCGUACAUUCUGUCAAUCGCGAGGCAGGAAGGUAUUGCAAAGGCCGAGAAGCUCGAGGAGCUGAAUCCCGACGUCCGUGUCCAGCCCCUGAAGCCGACAACCGUUUCGAUGCUGCUCAUCCGCAUCAAAGCGCUCCAGACAGCCUGCAAGGUCGAGGGGACGCUCUUCGGGGUGAAGGAGCUCCACAUCAUGUACGACAUCUCCGAGGUCCGCUCGGAGGUGCGCGCGAUGGUCAGAGAGAAGUGGCACAGGGACAACAGGGAUUGCGUCGACCGGCACCGCGGAACGCUCGGCGACACGUACACCACCGACCAGAUCCGCCACCUCAUGUUCAAGGUCUUGCCGACCUGGGUAGCUCGGCCGUACGAACCCAAGGCGGCCACCCCCUCCCAGACACUGUGGAAGUUUCUGCUGAUGAAGACAAUGACCCUCUUGGGUCACCACACCCUUCUCCGUGGAGGCAGUCUCCGAGCGAUCGAGCUCCCCGACCUGUUUUUGUACAGAAUGGGGAACGCGUCGCCCGAGCACUCCACGCGACGGCCGGUUGUCAUGGUCGCCGCGUCACGAAACUCCAAGACGAACAAGGAUGCUCGUCUGCAUCACAGCUACGCGGCGAGACACUUGGAGCAAGAGAUGUGCGCCGACGGUCACACACUGUUGUGGCUGCACUUCGUGUACGACCAGCUGAACCGCUCGCCCAUCUCUCGAUGUGUGCCGCCCCUCGACUUCACAACUCCGUACAGCUGGUAUCACAAGCACCUCUUUCAUGCUCGGAACGACAAGGUACAAAAAGAGUUGCCGGCUUCAUCUCAUUCUCGGAUCACGAAAGAGAUGUGGCGGACGAACAAGAUCUUCAUCACGCGCAACACCCACGCCGCCCGGGCGGGUGGGGCACAGGAGCUGGCCGACGACGGCGUUCCGCGAUCUGACAUCGCCGACUUGGGCCACUGGGCGCUCGACAAGCUUGUGAAGAGCUACAUCACGACCAUCCCGAAGGCGGCGGUGUUGAGAAAGGCCGGCUACACGGGCAAGCGCGGCGACUACCACCUCGGCCGGAGCAUGGUGAAGCCCGACGACAAGGUGGUGGCCCUCAUCGCCCAGCACAUCUUUCCGUGGGCGGAAGCGGAACUGGCCAAGGUGAGCAUUUCGGACGGCAAAAACGCCGACAACCCGCCGACCAUUUCCACGACGACAUUCUACCGACGGCUGAUUGUGUUUGUGUUUGUGUUCGACUCGCAGGCGGUAAGCGCGCGAGUUGACGCCGAAUAUCAGGUCGACCAGCUCACCAUGAUGCUGCACCGCCAGAGGGAGGAUGCCGCGAUCGAGAAGCUUGAAAUGCAGAAGAAGUUGGAGGAGAAGGAGGCGGAGAUCGCGAAGUUGAUGCAGGCUCUCAAGCUGGCUGAGGCACGGCCGACGCCGACUGCGCCGGCACCGUCAAGGCCGAUGACCGCCGCCGAGAAGGCAGCGUCCGUCAAGACCGAGAAGGAACAGAACGAUGACCUGACGUACGAGGUCAACGUCGUGCAUCCCUGGCGCACAUCCAAGACGGUCGAGGCUGCAUGGCGCUGGUGGAACAACCCGUCCAACUUCGACUCGCGUCCGUUGCGCGAACGUUACGACGAGCACAGAUUCCUCGUCAGACACACGCGCAUGAUCUGCAAGCACUGCGCUCGCCGGAUGAGGCGGAUCAUGGAAGCGGUGCACGACUUGCGGCGGAGCGACGACGCCGCUGACACCGCCGCCGUCAUCAAGCUACUCGACCACCUGGGGCGAACGGGGCUUUCCACUUUCAGCGACGCGCUCUUGGUCCUUCGUGCAGCCCCGCCCAUCAAGGUCCCCACCACAGCCGACGGAAAGUCGGUCGGCAUCAAGGGUCUGGACAAGCCGCUGGCGAGGAAGCUCGCCGUUGCGUGGGGCGUGGUCACGGCGGGCUACAUGGACGCUGACUGGGGAAAGAGGCUCUUCGGCGACUUGUGGGAUGAGCAGGCCAAUAAGGCCGGCUUGGAGGCCGAGGCGACGACGGGAGCCAUUGGCGCAGGGAAGCGCAAGAGGGCGGGUUGA
Messenger RNA from Closterium sp. NIES-65, 2628 nucleotides. The record is from the annotation of a GenBank genome assembly. NCBI's taxonomy places the organism in Eukaryota, Viridiplantae, Streptophyta, Zygnematophyceae, Desmidiales, Closteriaceae.